AUUUCCGGCUCAAAAUUAUGGGCAACCAAAAAGUUACCCGCACCCUUUGUUUGAAGUUUUGCUAGAAAAAUAUACUUUUUACUCUUACCUUUGCUGAAGAGUGUUUCAUAUAACUUCGUAACUUCAUUAUACAUUUGUGUUUGAUACGCAUCACAAUAAAUUAGUUAUUGCCACUUAGAUUUAGAAAUAAACGAUUGUAAAUGUGAUCGGUUUGGUCUUCCCUACUCAGUCCGUACUCAGUAACAGUCACACAUGUCGGCAUCAGCGACAGUCGACGACACUCUUUUCGGCUGUCUUGUCUUUGGCCAGUCAACUUAGAUCUAGAGUCUAGAUCUAACCUAAUGUCAAGUAGAUCGAGACAGCCUAAAUAUCUAGAUAGAACAGUAGAUCUAAUCACUCCAGCGUAGGGCUGUCAGAUCUAGGUCUAUAAAUUCUAGAUUUCAUAACCGCAAAAUUGUGACCACUCAGUAAAGGAUAAAGAGAUAUGCUCAAUAUGCAAGCACUGUUCAUGAGUUGACUGCCAAAACUGUACUAGCUUAAAUUUACUUCAGUUUGUUAACAGCAUGGCACCAUCUAGGAAAAGAGUCUUAGGGCAAGAGUCUGAUGUUGAGGUGGUUCUUGGUAGAAGGUCAAGAUCUGGUGUUAGUCCUGCUUCUAAACAAGAAAAAAGUCAACCUCAGGCAACAGCGAAAAAAGCUAAAGUUGUGACUGCUUCAACAGAUUCUAAAAUUGACAAGAAAAAAAUCAGUGACAUUUCAUCACCAAAGCUACGCAGUAAUACUUCAGGUACUAAGUCAACUAAAACAAAUGAAGAGGCUGAACUACCACCAACAAGGAAGUCAAAAGCAGCUGAACAGUCAGUAGCAAUUGUACCAGAGAGCUCUUCAUCUACUCUCACUAGGAACCGUAGCAGCAGCAGGAUUAGUGCUGCUGGCGUAACCCAGAAAACUGCUGAAGAGUCUAAUGUCUCUACAAAAAAAUCAGAACCAAAAUCAACACCCAAACAAGAGCAGGGUAAAAGUCCUGCCUCUAAGAAUGAGAAAAAAACAGCUACCCCUACAGUAUCCUUCAUUAAAAAUAAAAAACCAGUUUCUGCAGAAAGUAAAAUUUUACCUGAACAAGAAAGUCAUGCCGAAGAUGCCUCUGAUGGUGAAAAGGGGAUAGGCCUUAACAGAGUUUCAAGGUCUGGAACAAAGAAAGAGCAGAAAAUGGUAUCGCAGAAAUCAGAAGAAAGCUGCGACAAUAAAACACCAAUUAAAAAUGAACCGGUGAGAUCACGACAGUCUCGAUCUUCCACUCGGCAAGUACUUGAUAAAAAUGCAGAUGAAAGUAAAUCAGGUUUGCAAGAUAGUAACAAUGUAAAAGACACAGUUGACAAUAAAUCUAGACUGUCAGAACCAUUACUAGGAACUAGAAACACCAGAAGCGGUCCUAAACCACUUUUAACUCCUGAUGGAAAAUCUGGGCAACAACAGAAGCUGCCUCAAAAAGCUUUAAAACGAACACCCCAGGCAUCAGCAUUGUGUGAUCUUGUCCAACAAGAAAGAAAAAAGAGAAAAGAAGAACACGAAUCACAUGCUGCUACAGAAAAAAAAGGGCAAAUCGAAAUGCUGGAAGCAGUUGAAUACACUGGGCAAAUGGGAAUUGAGAAGGAUGAACAUGAAAGUAAACCUACUGUUACGUUGGAUUUAGAAAAAAUCAAUAAUGAUGUAAAUUUGGCUGAAACAAACUGUGAAUUAGAUUCUUCAAACAAAACGGUGAGCAUAACUGAGAAGGACAUCAAAACUGAAGCAGAGACAGAAGGUUGUGAGAUGUCUUUGGUUGAAAAAACAAUUGAUUUAUCUAGUGAUGGCAUCGCCUCUCCUACAAACUGUUCUGAUUUUGAUGUUGAUAAAGUUAAAACUGAAAUAAUUGAAUCUCCUGAAACAGUUGUGGAUCAAAGCUCAAGUGAUUUAAAAGAUGUGUUGAAAAUAGAAGAGUAUGAAGAAUGCUCUGAGCUGAUGGUUGUAGAAGACAGUUCUGUGAGUAGCAUGCAUGAAGGUGAGGUUAAAGUUGAACCUGAGACAGACCAUCCAAAGCAAGCACAUCAACACAUUUUGACAGAAGCUGAAGAUUAUUCAGAAUCACACCCAAAGAUUAAAGAAAUCAGCUCCAUCAAUGACAGCACCUUUAAUGAUUCUGAAAGGGAUGCUAGCGUCUUACAGAGUCAUGAAGCUGGUAGUAAUAAUGAUACUGCAAAUAAUGAAAAUGACUCUUCAGACAAUGCUAAAGAUAGUGAAGUUCCAUGUGUUGAAAAUCUGGCAAGUGAUGUUAGUCCUGGCAGGAGUGACACAGAUGUUUUAGCUAGUGCUACGGAAAUGUCACAAGAAAAUUCAGUUGCUGUGAAAGAUAGCUCUUCAGGUAUUGAUACUCCAUGUGUCAUUGGCGAUGAACUUUCCUCAAAUGGAGAGGAAGAAAAUCUUGAUGGUGUAAGUAAAUCUGGAGAACUAAAAGAAUUAAGAAAUGAUAACGCUGAUUUGCAAAAUAUUUUUGACACUGAGAUCAAGCAAGAGAUCAAAGAUGAAUGCGAUUAUGAGGAUGUAGAGAUUACAUCCACACAGAUGGAGUUUACCCCUGAUGAAAUAAAGGACGAGAAGGAAGAUUUUGAGGUUGUAGCAGAGUGGAGCUCCUCUCAAAAAUCUUCAACUGCUUUUAUUUCUGAAGAAAGAAAUGAAGAAUUUUGCAGUUCUGAGGCAGAAUUAGAAAGUAUGGAAUCUCCUGGCCAGGAAAAUUUAGAAACCUCUCAAGCACAAGAAGGUGAUAAAAUUCUCUCAAAACAUUCAUUUCCUUCUAAAUCAAUAGUGGUAAAAGAGUAUGCAGCAUCUUCUGCAGCCAAGUUUUUAAACAGGAAUCGUCCUUCCUUUGUUCAUGGAAAAAUUAUUAGGUCAACAAAUACAUCUCAAAGUCCUUUAACAAUUUUAGAUGCAGAUGACUCUCAGUCCCCAUUGCCAGAAGUUCCAGAAAAUGUUUCUGAUGGCUCUACCCCACAGUCAUCCUCAGAUGAUCAGUCUCAGAUCAAGUUCCACCUAGCAUCUGGCAAGACAGCUGUCAUUAAUGUGAAGAAACUUAGUGCCACAGAUAAGGCUGAUCUGAACACCAUCCACAUUAACAGCACCCCACUCAGUAUUGGUAACAUUAACAAAUCUGUUUUUAACAAGUCAAAUAGCUCCAGCAACCUGAAACUAACAAGUAAUAAGGUGAGCUCUAAUUCAAAAAACCUUGCUUCGUUUACUUUUCAAAUGACUGUCACUCAGCCUGGGGGAUCAGAAAGCAGUGAUGCUCCUAUCAUCUGUUCACUGCCAAUAGUGAAAACACAGGAGAAGGAAAAGGAAAAACCAAAAGCUGACAAGUCCAUUGUUAUUGACCCAUCCAAACCACAAAUGUUCAGCAAGGUUCCUGCUGGGUUAGUGUACCAUUCCACCUUGACUAAUCCUAAAACAAAGGAAAUCAUCUCAAUGCUCACAUCCAAGCCCUCAACCCAGACUACAACCAGCAACCCUGUUACAGCUGUUUCACUUCUAACAGGCAAGCCAACUGUAGUUUCACGAUCUGUAUCAUCAACAACACCUACCACAUCUAAUACAGUAUCUGUGUUGAACUCAGCAUCAGUAUCAUCUUUGAUAUCAAUAACUAAACCUUCAGAUGCAGCUGCUAGCAAUAAAAAGUUACUCUUACAAAAGUACAGCCCAGAUGACAUGGAUGAUGAUGAUAUUUAUCCAAACACAGAUGGGAGCAUUUUCCCUAAAAGAUCAAAGGAAUGUCCAUGUCCUGGUUGUGAUGGGCUUGGUCACAUAACAGGGCUUUACACACAUCACAGAAGCAUUUCAGGUUGUCCAAAAAGAUCAGAAAUUCCAUUGGAAAUGCUUGAAUCCCUACUAAGAAAUGAACAAAGCCUUAGAUGUCCAACCCCAGGUUGUUCUGGUAGAGGCCAUAUUAACAACAACAGAAGUACACACAGAAGUUUAUCAGGUUGUCCUCUUGCCGCUAUGACAAAGCUGAUGUCACAACCACAGCAAGGUGGGAAAGCAAUGCAUGUGGUUGUUCUGCCCAAAAGUGAUGAUCCUACAAAAGCAAUGAUAGCUACCUGCACAGAAAAGGAUCUUAUCAAACUUGCUGCUAAAGAAUUUACCCCAGGUACAUUUUUUAAAGGUGGGACAGAUCGUGUUUUGAGGCCAAUGAUUUUAACUAAACAGCUUGAACCUAGGGACAUCAAAUCAACACCACAGCCCACACCCAGGGGGAACUUAGCAAAGGAGCUGGAAAAGUAUAGCCGGCCUGAAAUAUCCUUUAACAACCAAGAAGGCACAAAAUUUGAAAUGAGAAACGCAUUAGAUAUAAGACUAACUUCAGUUGAAGGUGCACAGAGUGAAUCAAAUAAGUCAAAGCCAUCUCAGAGUACUACUCAUCAGUCAGGCCAUGCACCAGUCAGACCAAAUAUAUUGUCUCGCAGGCCCCAUAUGCGCCACAAACCAAACUUGCUGAGGAACUCAAUCGGAUCAACGGGAAAUAAAAUACUUGAUAGUGCAGGCUCUGUAAGAAGUUCCAGCCCAAGUUCAACAUCUUCCUCAUCCUGUGUAUCGUUGCUGUCAUCGGUCAAUGGACAGAAAGUAGGGCCAUCUGAAGCAGCUGAGAACGGGUCAAACAUAAGCAGUGAUGAAGAUGAAGAUAUUGAUAAUUCAAGUAUCAUCAGCGGUGGCCAACUGUCCAGUCGUUGCCCUUCCCCUUGUGCUAGUCCUAAGUCGUCUCCUUCUCCAAGCCAACUGUUUGAUUACAUGGGACCUCGUUUAGCCUCCAGGCAGAAGUCUGAAGCCACCUGUCCCACCCCAGGGUGCGAUGGCUCAGGCCAUGUUACUGGCAACUACACUUCUCACCGUAGCCUGUCAGGCUGUCCUUUGGCAGACAGAGCUACUGUACAGGCUAACCAGGUGGAACAAAAGUGCCCCACUCCAGGCUGUGAUGGUUCUGGCCAUGUAACAGGCAACUAUGCCUCACACCGAAGCCUCUCUGGUUGUCCCCGAGCAGCCAAAAUAAAGAAAAUACUGAUGAAAGAGGGUGAAAGGAAAGAAGCUGAGGACCCACUACGCUGCCCUGUCCCAGGAUGUGAUGGAUCAGGUCAUGUGACUGGAAAAUACCUGUCACAUCGGAGUGCAUCAGGUUGCCCCAUAGCAAACAAGCACCGUGGUACAAAGAUUUCCCUGCCUAGCUCAGAUCUACAAGAACUUGAUUUAUUAUCUUGGGACAGCAAUGUUCUGUGCCCUAUCAUAGGCUGUGAUGGGUCAGGGCACUCGAGUGGAGGCUUCAACUCUGGUGGAUGUCCUAAUGCUGCUGUUGUCAUGAAGCAUGCUCAGAUGUCACAGAAGGAGUUGACUGCUCUACAGGUCAAAGCACAGGCCGGUGAAGAUUUAGAAGACACAAAACUCCAAAGUUUAAAUGAAGAAAUAGAAAAGAUGAAAGCUGUCAAUGAGGAACUGGAAGCUAAAGUCUCUUCCAGACAAAGCCAAGUAGCAUCUAAAGAGCAGGAUGUUAUGAAGAUUGUUUGUCAGAACGAGGCAGCAGAACUUCGGAUCAAAGAGCAAAGGAACAAGUUACUCUCUCUCCAGGAGAAGCUUGUAGCAGCCUUGAAGCCGGUCAUCUCCCAGUGCAGUGAGCUGCAGUUGAGUGGUGAGUUGACCGCUGACAGGGUGCUAGAGCUUGUCCGGAACAUUCAACUUGUUCAGAGUAAACAAACCUGUGGAACUGACUCAGUCAUGGAUGCCAUCAAAUCUGCUGUUGCUCAGAUCACUGUGUAAAAGCUUGUUGGCCUAGUUGAGCAUAAGAUGGCUCAUUUAUUUUUGUUUUGAAUUUCAGUUAACAUAAUUUCUGAAUCAAUGUAGAAAAAUCUAAUGGAUAUCAUGAAUUGUCAUUGUUUGUAAUAAAAUUUAUAAAUUAUAAUUUUUUUAAAACAGAUGUUAGUAACAUCUUUUAACUUCUAAAGACACCAUUACUAAAUCAAAUAUGUGACUAAUAGAAGGAUUUUCCUUUUUAAUUUCUGCUAUUUUCUUUUUAAGUUUGUUUGUGCAAUAUCAAUACUUGCUAUUGUAUUUCAUGACUUUAUGAGCUAAGAGAUGUUACAAUUGAUACUUUAAAUUUAAGCAGACAUAUUUUUACUCAAUAUAUUGUUAAGAAAAAAGAAUGUUGACAUUUUUUUGUCACUUUGUAAAUGAUUAUACACUUUGAUUUUUGAAGAUUUUUUUUUAAUCUGCCAAAUAUUGAGGGUUUUUUUAUGUUGACAUAAAUGGUUAUCAAUGUUGUGUGGUAAUAUAAUUUCAAAGUGACCAAAUUAUUUAUUUUUACACUUGUUUCUGUAUUUAUCAUUCCUUCCACCCAGUACCAUAUCUGACUCAAGGGGCAUGUUGCAAUCCUUUUUUUUUCUACCUUAAUUGUAAAAUUUUUGUUUAAUUUAAUAUCAAUCUAGUGCAAUACUCUAUGAAUGUUCAUGUUUAAAAGAACAAAACUUAUUAUAAAUCUAUGAAUUUGUUGUGAAAUUUGUUUUAAAGCAUUAGGAUUUUAUUUUGUGAUUUAUACCCAAGAAAUUUUUUUAAAUGUAAUAGUUUUAUUUAAUAACACAUCUCAAAAAAUAUCUGGUACAUUCCAUUUUCAGUACAAGUACAUUAAUUUCCAUUGUUUAAUAGGUCUUGUUUUCAAUUAUCUGUAAAUUUUGAGCAAUUAUACAUUCAUGGCAUUUUGGUUUAAAUAUUUGUUUAAGUACUGCUAAUUUACAACUGUUUAUUUUGAAUUUCCUGUAAUAAAUAUUUAUCGU
This is a messenger RNA of Physella acuta, 6838 nucleotides long. RefSeq names its product myelin transcription factor 1-like protein. Lineage: Eukaryota; Metazoa; Mollusca; Gastropoda; Physidae. Gene Ontology annotation, molecular function: DNA-binding transcription factor activity, RNA polymerase II-specific; zinc ion binding; RNA polymerase II cis-regulatory region sequence-specific DNA binding. Gene Ontology annotation, biological process: regulation of transcription by RNA polymerase II. The record is from RefSeq and is a predicted model, not a curated record. Gene Ontology annotation, cellular component: nucleus.